Porites evermanni is the source of this 387-nucleotide messenger RNA. The record is from the annotation of a GenBank genome assembly. Lineage: Eukaryota; Metazoa; Cnidaria; Anthozoa; Scleractinia; Poritidae.
AUGAAUGAAAACUUCCCAUCUAAAACUGUGCCUAUGUCCACGCGUGAUCCACCAUGGAUGACUCCGCUGGCCAAAGCUCUGCUUAAGAAAAAAGCCAAGGCUAAAUGCCGCAGCCCGGAUGGAUGCCCAAUUAAUCUUAAAGACAGAAUUAACGCGAUUGUUACAGAAAAUCGUAAAUCGCUUGCGUGUGGAAACAUGGGCUCUAAGGCCUGGUGGAAAAAGGUCGAUGUGCUGUCAAAGAGAAAAGAAAGAUCCAACCCAAGCUUUGACGAGGACUCUGUGAGAGAACUCAAUCAUUAUUUUGCAAAUUUAUGUCACGAUGAAGAUUAUAUCAGACCGUACCCAUGGACAUCACGGAAAACAUUCCUGCACCACAGCUUACACUGA